AGAAGAAGACGACGAUACUCUCUCUCUUCAUCUUCACCGCUUCGUCAUCAUCAUCUUCAUUCAUCUCUCUCAUAAACACACAUUCUCUUCUCCACUCGAUAUGGAUGAUAUUGAUAUUGAUACUCCAUUACUAUCCAAGCGUCCUUGUUGUUCAUCACCAGAUCUCAUCGCAAAACCUCUUUUCAAACUUCCUAAGCUCGAUAACAUGGAUAAUCUCCUUCAAUCCUUCUUAGAUCUCUCCGAUUCAUCCGAUUCCUUCUCCUUGGAUAUGUCAUUCGAUCGACUAAUUCAGUCUAGGGAGUGCGAUGCAGAUCAGAAUGAAUUGAUCGAACGUGCUAUGCGUUUAGGCAAUGUUCUUCUUGAAGCUGGUAAAAGAUCCGCUAGGAAACGUGCCUCUGUUCAUAACUCUCUUGUUUGGGCCCUUCCUUCUGAUCUCACUAUCAAGAUAUUCUCAAUGUUGGACACUCAAAGCGUGUGUUAUGCUUCAGCAACAUGCUCUUUCUUUCACAAGUGUGCCAUGGAUCCUUUGUGCUAUGCUAAUAUUGAUUUGACUACUGUUGUCCCUAAAGUCAGUAACGUUGUUGUUUCUACUAUGAUUCAACGAGCUGGAAUUCUACUUCAGUCUCUUAAACUUGGCAUAGUGCCUAGCCCAACUGCUUCUUAUAGCGUAUGCCAACCGUGGGUCUAUACAAUCAGGAACCCAAUAGAUGCUUCUGGUUUCUCGUGGAAUGAUAAGAGAUCUAGACAAGGAAGAGAGACAUCAAUUCUAACUCGUUCAUGCUUGAUCUCUUUGAGCGCAGAAAAUGGCACUCCUGGGGCUCUUUUGAAGACUUUGCACCUGUACAACAUUGAAAGAAUGGAUAAUCUUGCACUUUGUACUGCUCUGGAAGCCUGCCCUUCCAUCCGAGACUUGGAAAUUGUUGGCCUGCAUGUUGAAUUGAGGCAAACAUUGGAUUCUGUUAGCAAGAAUUGUCAAUUGGUAGAGCGUUUGUUUUUCGAAUCUUCAAAAACAGGAAGAGAUGAUAGUUUGAAAGGACCUAUAUGCUCUGAUCUAAUUAAUAACUGUCCUCAUCUUACAUCAUUAGCACUUCGAGGAUUUAAGCUGCAUGAUCAAAUCUGUGGUCGACUUCUUAAGGGUUUACGCAAACUGAAAUUCCUUGACUUCUCAACUUCCUACUCAAUUACUGGCCAAUUUUUGAGGAUUGGAAGCUGCGCCCGUCGAAGCCCUCUGGAGGUUUUGGUUUUGCGCGACUGUAUGAAUCUCAGAGAAGCUGAAGUUGGGCACUUCGCCAAAGCCCUUCUUUCUGGGGACUAUAAGUUCCUCAACCAUCUUGACAUAUCCAACCGAGAAGGAUUAGCUCGCGAAGGUGACUGGUAUAAUAGGUGCUACAGCACGAGCUUUAUUCCCAUUAAACGACUUUUAGAAGAAAGGCCGGGUUUCUGCUUCCAGGCCGAGUUCCCCCCAGAAGGAAGUUUUGUGGAGAUUGAACAAAUGAUCGGUAUGGAGGCAUACAACAGUGAUUUCAGCUUGUCUUCUGGACCGAAAAGUCAAGAAUCAGACGGGUCAACUUCGAUGAGUUUCACCGAGAGCAGCUAUAACAGCGAUCAGAGUAGUGGGAAUGAAGAUAACAGAGACUCCAUGAUUUACGACGAAAGUUCAGAUGAUGUUGUCUGAGAGUUUUUUGUAUUUUGUUUUUGUGGAAGAAGUUGAGAUCAUGAAUGGGAUGGAUUAAUGUUGUUGAUCUAAGAAUUCAUAGACUUAUGGUUAAUCACUUAUCCAGUGACCAUUUUAUGAA
Molecule: messenger RNA, 1796 nt
Organism: Impatiens glandulifera
Lineage: Eukaryota; Viridiplantae; Streptophyta; Magnoliopsida; Ericales; Balsaminaceae
Product: F-box protein SKIP17-like
Exons: 12
Coding region: 101-1675 (524 amino acids)
Molecular function (GO): protein binding
Source: RefSeq, a predicted model, not a curated record